GGAAAAACUCUUGGCAACGCACAAUUUCCCAAUGCCGACGAAGCCCCAACUUUCAGGCCUCAUCGCAUCGCCCCUCCAUUAAUCGAUUGAUAGAGCUGAGAUAUUUUGACGACGACGACGAAAAAAGAAAAACUCGCAAUUCCUCUCGAGCUACGCUCUUCAGCCCACCAUCCAUCCACCCCGAACUAUCGAAAAGAAGAGAGUUAGAAGAGACCUCUAUACACAAUCAUGGCCGACGUACAAGAGAUCCUUAAGAAGAAGUUCGGUGGCGCCGCGCCUUCGCGUACCGGUGGAAAGGGAACUCCGCGACACAAGCAAAAGCGAAAUGUCGCCCGAAGCGCCAACGACGACAAGAAGCUACAAGCUACGCUGAAGAAGCUUAACACUCAGCCCAUUCAGGCUAUCGAGGAGGUCAACAUGUUCAAGAGCGACGGAAACGUCAUCCACUUCUCGGCUCCCAAGGUCCACGCCGCUGUACCCUCCAACACAUUCGCCAUCUACGGUGCUGGCGAGGACAAGGAGCUUACCGAGCUUGUCCCUGGUAUCCUAAACCAGCUCGGACCUGACUCUCUUGCCUCUCUGCGGAAACUAGCCGAGAGCUAUCAGAGCAUGUCCAAGGAAUCUAAGGAAGCCGAGGCCGAUGAUGACGAUAUCCCUGACUUAGUCGCCGGCGAGAACUUCGAGAGCAAGGUCGAAUAGACGACCUUUUGUUAAUUGGCACACCCAUUAAUAACAAGCGGACCAAAAAUACCAGACUUUACUCCCAAAUCCCUCUCCAAACAAAACCCCCUUUGAAAAAAGAAAAAGGUCUCAUUUUUACGAAACGAAAUGAAGCACAUGGUAAAGAUAAUGGAAACUCAAACAGCACAAUGGGAAUGAUUAUGGAAUUUGGUCAAUCCGGUUUUGAUGGUGGUCUCUUUUUUUCUCCAUCUCUCAAAUGUUCUCUCUCUCUCUCGCCUAAGGAUGGAAAGGUCGGAAAGGGAGUUCCUCGGUAGCUGUCCUUUUGCAAAUUAAACCUGGUGGUGGGUUUUAUCUUUUUUCCUCCUUCUAGCUACCUCAACCACCAUCGUCAUCCAAUUUUUUUUAGGUAGUUUUGGGAUUGGAAAAGGGGGAAGACUUCUUUUCUGUCUCUGCUAGAUGCGUGCGGACACGAAAACGAAACCCCUUUCCCCCCUUCCAUCCCAAUGCAUUCCUAUUACAAGUAGCCGCUUGCGUUGUCAUACGUUUUUCCCUCCGUCAAGUUCCUGCUAUCAGGUUUUUUACCUUUGAAAUCCCGCAGGCGUGCGCAGCGAGGAAAAUCUUAUGCUACUGCUUGUUCCAAAUAAGAAGAAAUAUGUUGUAAAU
Messenger RNA from Daldinia caldariorum, 1344 nucleotides. Its product is annotated as NAC domain-containing protein. The record is from RefSeq and is a predicted model, not a curated record. The transcript is spliced from 4 exons. Lineage: Eukaryota; Fungi; Ascomycota; Sordariomycetes; Xylariales; Hypoxylaceae. Bases 229 to 699 code for a protein of 156 amino acids. Gene Ontology annotation, cellular component: nascent polypeptide-associated complex; cytosol.